Cyprinodon tularosa is the source of this 933-nucleotide messenger RNA. It is a transcript of the gene cldnk, whose product is annotated as claudin k. The record is from RefSeq and is a predicted model, not a curated record. NCBI's taxonomy places the organism in Eukaryota, Metazoa, Chordata, Actinopteri, Cyprinodontiformes, Cyprinodontidae. Gene Ontology annotation, biological process: cell adhesion; bicellular tight junction assembly. The transcript has a single exon. Gene Ontology annotation, cellular component: plasma membrane; bicellular tight junction. Gene Ontology annotation, molecular function: structural molecule activity. Bases 36 to 683 code for a protein of 215 amino acids.
UGGACAAAUCUUUGAUUCAAACGACAGUUUUCAUCAUGGCGACCACAGGCAUGCAGCUGAUGGGCCUGAUCCUGUCCAUUGUUGGCUGGGUUGCUGGUGCAGUAGUCUGCGCCAUCCCGCUGUGGAGGGUCACUGCUUUUAUCGGCAACAACAUAGUGACAGCUCAAAUCAUCUGGGAAGGCUUGUGGAUGAACUGCAUAGUGCAGAGCACAGGUCAGAUCCAGUGUAAGGUGUAUGAUAGCUUGCUGGCUCUGCCCAGUGACAUGCAGGCUGCCCGUGGCCUCACUGUGUUCUCUAUCCUGCUCUGUGGGGUAGCCUUGGCUCUGGGGGUCCUUGGAGUCAAGUGCACCAAAUGCAUAGGUAUCAAUAGUCUCAAAGCCCGCAUCGCUCGUAUUUCUGGUGCCUUGUUUGCCAUCGCAGGAUUCCUUUACCUUGUUCCUGUCUCCUGGACUGCCCAUUCCAUCAUCAGGGAUUUCUACGACCCACACGUGGCAGCUCCACACAAGCGGGAGCUCGGCCCUGCCCUCUACAUCGGCUGGGUGGCGUCUGCUUUGCUCCUUAUUGGUGGUUCUCUGCUCUAUGCUGGGUCCAGUCCCCCCGGCAUCCCGGGCUCUCCCACCUUCAGCAGCGGGGAAAGCAGUCCUCGUAGAGCCCCCGCAACACAGGUUAAAGGUUAUGUCUAAAAGCCCUAAACUCCUGAAAUCCAAUUAUGACACUAUGACUAUGUUUCUCAGUUUACUUUUUCUUUAAAAAACAAAAACAACCUACAUUCAGCUCGAUAGAGAAAAUGUAAAUUUUUUCCCCCCGAUGAUUUCAAUUUUUUUUUUUAAAUAACUUUUUUCUGUCUGUCAUCCAAAUACAAUAAAAGUUGUAUCCUCUAAUGAGGAAACUUGUGUGUGUACAUUUUUACAAAUAUAAAAUCUUUCAAAAAUC